AUGCCAGGCCUUCCGACUAGCAUUGACUUGGACGAGUGUAUCGAACGGAUCUACAAACGCGAACUGCUGGCAGAUUCGGUUAUUGAAGCGAUAUGCUCCAAAGCAAAGGAGCUGUUGAUGAAAGAGAGUAAUGUCGUACAUAUUGCUGCUCCGGUUACUGUUGUCGGCGACAUACAUGGCCAGUUUUACGACUUGAUUGAGAUUUUCAAGAUUGGCGGAUUCUGUCCAAACACAAAUUACCUCUUCCUUGGUGACUAUGUCGAUCGAGGACUGUUUAGCGUGGAGACGAUCUCCUUGCUUAUCUGUUUAAAGCUCAGAUACCCCGAAAGAGUCCAUCUGAUUCGAGGAAACCAUGAAUCGCGGGGUGUCACGCAGUCAUACGGGUUCUACACCGAAUGCGCUCGAAAAUACGGCAACGCCAAUGUCUGGCACUACUUCACCGACAUGUUCGACUUCCUUACUCUCAGCGUUGUUAUAAACAAUCAGAUCUUCUGCGUCCACGGCGGCCUGUCUCCUUCCAUUCACUCGAUAGACCAGAUCAAGAUCAUCGACCGGUUCCGCGAGAUACCUCACGAGGGUCCCAUGGCCGAUCUAGUCUGGUCGGACCCAGACACAGAACGUGACGAGUUUUCUUUAUCUCCUCGAGGUGCAGGUUACACUUUUGGAGCACAAGUGCUGUGCCAGGAAGGUUACCAGGUCCUAUACGACGACCGACUGAGUACCGUAUGGAGUGCGCCGAACUACUGUUAUCGGUGUGGGAAUUUAGCGAGUGUGCUAGAGGUCAGCGAUACUGGUGAACGGUUCUUCAACAUCUUCGACGCCGCGCCGGAGAACAACGAUGUCCAUCGUGGAGACCAAACGGCCCAGCAGGGGAAAGACGGACAGAAUCCUGUGAUUGAGUACUUCUUAUGA
This is a messenger RNA of Nannizzia gypsea CBS 118893, 912 nucleotides long. Its product is annotated as serine/threonine-protein phosphatase PP2A catalytic subunit. The coding region runs from base 1 to 912 and encodes 303 amino acids. The transcript has 4 exons. The record is from RefSeq and is a predicted model, not a curated record. Gene Ontology annotation, cellular component: FAR/SIP/STRIPAK complex. NCBI's taxonomy places the organism in Eukaryota, Fungi, Ascomycota, Eurotiomycetes, Onygenales, Arthrodermataceae. Gene Ontology annotation, molecular function: protein serine/threonine phosphatase activity. Gene Ontology annotation, biological process: peptidyl-serine dephosphorylation.